AUGGUCAUGUACCAGCAUCGUGAGCCUAAAAAGCUGCCCAAGUCACCAGCCAUUCCUCAUGGAAUAUCUUCAUUUCAAUCGCACAUGAUUUCUUCUAUGUCUCACCCUCUCACUAUUUGCCCCCACACAUCGACUGUGCAGGCUGCGUCCCCAAGCCUUCUUAUUAAAGAGAACCAUUCUUCUAUUCCUCAUAUCUACCUUAACACGGCGCACACUCAGACUCAAUCCGAUGACUUUCAUCAGCCGGCAGUAGCCGUACCUAUCGAUUCUGAUGAAACCUACAAGGAACAUGGCGUCUGUGACACCAUGAUUUGUCAGAAUGGAUCUCGGAAUGAAUCCCAGAAUAAAGAUGAGGGAUCUUGCAACAACUACUAUGUCGAUGGAGAGCAGGGCAUAGCCGGACUUACAAAUGGCACGGAAAUGCCGACAGCUGAAGAUUUAGCGGCAGUAUGGUCUCCAGAAUUGGAUGCUCCAUAUCAUCAUUCACACAGCGAGCAACCUGGUAGCACCAUCCCAGAGAGUCCAGUACAGGAAAUGCCACCUGAUGUUGCAAAUAAAUCCACUUUCCCGGCCCAAUGGUCUGAUGCGGACUCCUUUGAUCAAGUGUCAAUCAGUCCCAUCCACACUAUUCCAGUUCUUGACCCAAUGUGCCCUACUUAUCCGACUAUCACUAUUUUGGAGGACAAGGAUUAUCAGCCAACUGUACACCAAAUCUCUCCAGCCCAUGGAAAUAGGGCGAUAGCCUUUCCACCGACCCAAUUCCAGCAGACUGAUAGUCGAACAUCAGCAUUAAGAAAAAAGCGUCAGCUAAAUAACUCACAACCGACGCAGUCCACUUUAGUAAGGGCAACAUCUGAACGUCUAUCAGUUACAGUCCCUGGUCGAAAUUCCCGAUCCAGCAACACAUCUCGUGCUCGUCGGCACUCGCGUGGUUCGCCCUCAGCCCAGAGUACAGAAAGCGAUGAUUCAGAGGAUAGUGACUACCAUGAGCACAGUCAUGCAGGAGACCAGAUAACAAACCUCGAGUCGGAACCUCGUCCAGCAAAAAGACAGAGGCGGGCUGACGCUGGCACACAUCCUUGUCGCCAGCGUCGAGGAAGACUGCAGGAACGAGAUCAUUCAACAGCAUCGUUACAGAGUCGGCCAAGUCUUGAAUCCAUGGUGCAGAAUUCGACCAGUUCAGAGACAAUCCGUAUUGAUGGUCGUCUUCUCCGUAAAGUGUCCUUGGGCCGAGCUGAGUAUUGCUGCUGGUUCACAGAGGCUCAAGGCUCGACCGCCCUUAGCCCUGCCUGGUCUGAUUGUUUGGCCGCAUUUCAGAAGCAGGCUAACGAGCGGGAUCAGUGGACCAGCAUGUCUGACCUUCAAGUUAUUAACAUUGAAGGCAUAUUCACUCGGGAACUCAACCCUUGUGGGUAUACAUGGAGCUGUUCAUUUAAAGAGAGAUAUACACCACCACAAACUGACAAAUCAUCUCACGAAGAGCGCUUAACCCCAGAUGAAGACGGCUUUAUGGAAGACAACGAAGUCUCCCAGCUUGUGGAAAUGCCCGUAUCGUCGAAGGGCAACGAGUACACUCCCGAAGAAGACAAACUGAUAAUACAACUCAAAGAGGUCGAAAAGCUUCCAUGGUCACGUAUUGCGGCGCAUUUUCGUGGAAGAACGAAAAGCGCUCUUCAAGUACGAUACUGUACGGCUUUAAAGGAUAAGCGGCAUAAGAGUCAAACGAAAGGUCGCAGGAAGCCGAGAACUAGCCAACCAAGGGUUGCUGCAGAGAAAUCUCGACAAGAUAUUGAGAAUUCAACUCCCAGUCGCCAAUAUAGCCUACGGCAGUCACGACAAAUUCCAGAUCGUUAUGUUCCCGAGUAAAAUUUUUAGAUAGAUAUAUGUAUAUAAAGAUCUCUACCAGUCUUGAGU
This is a messenger RNA of Talaromyces stipitatus ATCC 10500, 1914 nucleotides long. RefSeq lists its product as uncharacterized. The coding region runs from base 1 to 1866 and encodes 621 amino acids. NCBI's taxonomy places the organism in Eukaryota, Fungi, Ascomycota, Eurotiomycetes, Eurotiales, Trichocomaceae. The record is from RefSeq and is a predicted model, not a curated record. The transcript has 2 exons.